AUGGGCUAUGCGGCGCAAACAAAGGUUGCUCCAGAAUGCCCGGCCACCCAAUUACCCAUCGCCUUCCAUGAAGCCACGACAACCGAUGAACUGGCCGAGCAGAUCGGAGGCUUGCACGACAUCUACACGUUGACCGUGGUGGUGUUGAUGGCGGCUGUGUGGCUGGUCAUCGCCCCGACCGUCUUGGGCAACGCGUUUAUGGCCCCGUUCGAGAAACCGGCCAACGACACGUUCGUCACCGUGCAGGAUGAGUUCCAACUGUCGGCUACCUUUCCGAAUCCGGCCGAAUGGACCGGCUCGAUGGUGUUCGUCGGAAACCUGCUUUUUGGUCAAUUUUUGGCGACGGUGACGGAUUACUAUGGGCGACGUCGGAUCAUUUCCUGGUCGAUGCUGGUGUACGGAAUUAUCGGCGUCGCAGCUUCAUUCUCGCCGUCCUUCCCCUUCCUGCUGAUGAUGCGAUUAUUUUCGGGCAUUUGCUUCACGCCAAUUUUCGUGACGAAUUACGUGCACGCGAUGGAGUGCCUCCCGUUCUCAGCCCAUCCGAUGGCUUCGUUGAUUUUUGCGGCCACUUGGGUUAGCGGCUACUGCUUGGCAUCACCAAUCGCGAUCAUUUUUCCCCACUGGCGCCUCUUUCAGCUGGUCAGCUCGUUACCAUGCGCAAUUCUGGGCAUCAUCCUGAUUUUAUUUCUGCCCGAAAGCCUCGGCUUCGCCAUCUCGGGCAAUAGACCUGCCGAAUUCCGGCGCUACCUCUCGAACGUCUCCCGUUUUUCGAAGCGCCAUCUACGCUACAACUUCUCGAAGCUUGUCGACACGGAAGGAACAGGCAGCCAGGAGGUCGACCUGAAAACGCUGGUCCGGGAGACCACCAAAAAAGAAAUACUGCAGCGCGUCGUGUUGUGCUCAUAUUUAUGGACAGCCACCUGCUUUGCAUACAACGGGCUAUCCUUUGAAAGCACGGUGCUAAAAGUCGGCAACAACCACGUUCAAUUUUUGCUGUCCGGAAUCGCGGAGAUCCCGUCCUAUUUUGUGUCGCCCCUCCUCUUCGACCGAAUCGGCCGACGGCUGACGGUGAUCGGGAUUUGCGUGUUUUUCGCGGUAACCUGCCAGGGGAUGUGCAUCCUGGCCUACUUUGCUAUGGACGACACCUGGAUGUUCCUCAUAUUUUGGCUGCUGGCCAAAUUUGGGGCCAGCGCCGGCUUUAUGUGUCUGUUCAUCUACGGGUCGGAAAUGUUUCCGAUGAGCUGCCGCUCCUUUGCGCUCGGCAUUUGCUGCUCACUCUCCAAUAUCGGAGCCAUUGCGGCGCCGCACGCGCCGGCUUUUGGCCUGCUGUUCCCCGGUGGCACCUAUGCGGCAUUCGGGUUGUUGCUUUUGUUGGCCGCCGUCGUGACUUCCCAUUUGCCCGAGACAAAGGACAUGCAUAAA
This is a messenger RNA of Mesorhabditis spiculigera, 1422 nucleotides long. The record is from the annotation of a GenBank genome assembly. NCBI's taxonomy places the organism in Eukaryota, Metazoa, Nematoda, Chromadorea, Rhabditida, Rhabditidae.